AUCUUUUUAUGUUAAUAUUCACAUGGACAUAAAUAUGACAGCAUCAUUUAGGAGCUGGUGUAUUUUAAAUUAAUUGGUUGAUGAAAUUUUUUCUUUCAAAAUUAAAAAAAAUUUCUAAAUACGACGUAAUAAUCCUGUGACGCAACAAAAUUUUAUCAAAUUUUAAUCUAAGGUGGACUAGGUAUAUUUAUAUUUAUAAUAUCAGCUGAUGCAUUGCAAUAACCACUUGUGAGUCGUUUCAUUUUUGUGUAAAUGAAUACUGAGCUGAAAAAAAAAUUUGUUAUUAUUUUCAUACUGUUUGGAUAAUAAUUUUACAUUGAAAAUAAAUGAAUUCGACAUGACAAUAAUUGUUGUGUUUUAUGAAAAAAAUUCCGACUGCAAGAAAACGAAAAGAAAAAAAUAUAGAAAUUUAUGAAUUUUUUUAAUUCUUUACGGAUUAUUAAUUAAAAUAUAAAUGUUAAUUUAUUGUUAUAAUCAUAGAUAAAAAAUGAAAGUAUCAAUGUCUACCAUAGCUUUUCUCAUUUUUAUCUUGAUGCUCUCAAUUUUUGUUGCCAAAGUAACUAAUUUAAUUGCUACAGACGUCGAAACGAAUGUAGAGACAAUUAAACCGAAAUAUUACGAUAUUGAUGAUUCUCCAGAUCAUCUUAUGUGGUUUUUGCAGAUCUCAGAUAUACACAUUAGUAUUUUUAAAGAUUACUCAAGAAUAACGGAAUUUAAAGAAUUUUGUGAUAUUACAGUUAGGACAAUAAAACCUGCUGUUGUAUUAGCAUCGGGCGAUUUAACUGAUGCUAAAACUAAGGAUGCAAUGGGAUCUAAACAAAUUUUAGAUGAAUGGGAGCACUAUAAAAGAAUACUUAAAGAGACUGAUGUUACAAAGAGAACUACUUGGCUCGAUGUUAGAGGAAACCAUGACAAUUUCAAUGUUAUAGCACUUAAUUCUUCAGAAAACUAUUACACAAAUUACUCAGUUCAAGGAAGAAAUCAUUCACGUUCUUAUAUACACCAAAUAUCGGCAAACAAGGAAAAAUUUUCUUUCAUUGCGAUUGACGCUUGUCUUGAUCCCGGACCAAGACGUCCAUUUAAUUUUAUUGGUCUUCUGGAUAAUAAGGAAGUUGAUCAUGUUAGAAAGCUCGCUCAAGAGUCUCGUCGUUUGAAUAGUAAUUAUAUUAUUUGGUUUGGACAUUAUCCUACAUCUUCUAUUUUGACCGAAGACACACGAAGUAUUCGAAACAUUAUGGGUGACUAUGGAGAAGGGUUGGUCUAUCUUUGUGGACACUAUCAUACUUUGGGUGGUACACUACCCGAAAUGUACACUCUUCAACAUGCUGGGUUUUUAGAAUUAGAGUUAGGAGAUUGGAAAGAUAAUCGUCUGUACCGCGUUGCUGCAGUAGACCAUGGACAAUUUUCUUUUAUUGAUGUCAAGCAUGGAGAUUGGCCUGUGAUAUUAAUUACUAAUCCUAAACAUGCUCUUUAUACAAUGCCAAGUAAAGAGAAUUUCGAGUCUAUUGUUAAAUCGACACAUAUAAGAGUUUUGGCAUUUUCUACGACACCUAUUGAAAAAGUUGAAAUAAAAAUUAAUGAUGAACCUUGGAUCGAUUGUAACCACAUUGAAGGACCACUUUAUACUAUCAAAUGGAAUCCAGCAUUGUAUAACAAUGGAAUACAAAUCAUACGUGCAAGGGUUGAAGAUAAAGAUGGUAAACAAAAAGAGAUAACACAACCGUUCGUAUUAGACGGAACUCGUUUAUCGUUCAAAUUACUGUCGAGAUUUAUUCUUAUGUCUAAUGCCACUACCAUAUUUGGAGUUGCAUUUGCCAUAAUGCACUUGCUGAAUAUUAUCCCGUUAUGUACGCUUCGUUUUUGUCAUAAGCUUUAUGAAUUGAGAAAAAUCAAUAGACCUCGAAUUAAAAUAAAUAUAAUUAGAUGGUUAAUCAAAAAGUUUUGGAUUCUUUCAACAGUGGAUCGAUUAUUCUAUCCUUUAAUUUUUUAUACACUAUACCUAGCAAUAGGACCAUGGGCUAUUGGAGAAAUAAUAGAUGAUCAUGUUGGUGUAAUAUUUGCGUGGGGAAUGUUUAUAAAAAAUGCAUACUUACCAGGGUCGUUUACCUACGCUUAUGGAUUUUUCCAAUUGUUAUCAUUCCAUAUGCCUUUAACAAUACUUUUGGCUCAUAGAAUUGAUAAACGAUUUGACGAGUUUGAUAGACCAUCACGAAAAUCUUCAAGUAUAUUUAAUAUCUUUUGGGCAAACUUACCAUUUCUGGUAUUAAUCAUGAUGCAAACCAGUAUGACGUACUUCUUUUGGCUGGCUUAUGGAACUUUGGCUACUAUUCUGUGUCCUCUUAGAACGUGGAGUAUAAUUUUAGCACUCGUGCUAUGGUACCAAGUUUAUACACUACCAAAUCAUUGCUUGAAAUCCGCUAAAUAUGCAUGGUCGACUUCCAAAGAAUCAACAAUUAACAAUAAAUAAAACAAUCGAAUUUCUUAAAAUAAAAAGACUUACGUUAUGUUAACGAAUAAACUUCCGAUGGCAAUUAUUACUUAAA
Cotesia glomerata is the source of this 2543-nucleotide messenger RNA. RefSeq names its product transmembrane protein 62-like. The coding region runs from base 488 to 2467 and encodes 659 amino acids. Lineage: Eukaryota; Metazoa; Arthropoda; Insecta; Hymenoptera; Braconidae. The transcript has 10 exons. The record is from RefSeq and is a predicted model, not a curated record. Gene Ontology annotation, molecular function: hydrolase activity.